AUUGUUUACAAAUCAAACCAGGCUCUUGCCUUUCGUUGACCAGCGUGGCGAGAGUGGGACGGGGAUUGCGGCUUGGAGUGUCCAGCUCAUUCAUUUCAGGAAAAAUCAAAACACGCUGUGAGCUUCUAGCCGACGGUUAGGAGCGAUGCCUUGUCGCAAGGAAAAUUAUAUAUUUUUGGAGCAGUCAGUGACUGUAGAUUCGAAGGAGGUGGACGCUCUGGUCACGAAAAUCGGCGAGGCACUGCAGCUACACAAUAAUGCUACGAACGGCAGUAGCCAGAGAAGCGUGCCCUGCCUUCAUCAACAUCACUGUAGCGGCGGCGGUGGAGCGAAGCAGGGCAGUGCCAGAGCUGCUUGCUGCCUGCGACUUCGGACCCGAGCUGUAAGGAGCAGAGCUAGCCCGUAUAGUAUCCCCGCGGACGCCGACUCAGAAUGGAGCAGCCUGCGGAGCUGGAACCGAAAGAAGGGGGAAGUGAUGGACGAUGACGGCGACCCCCACCAACUCCUCCAAGAACUGAUUUUGUCUGGAAACCUCAUCAAAGAAGCCGUUAGACGUCUCCAAUUCUCUGCGGCGGAACGUGUGGAUCAUGCAAAAUCUAGCGAUCAUCUGCAAUACUGAUACGGCAGCUAUUUUGUAUUAUUCAUUUUUCUAUACUGACUAAAAAUCGGAUUGUAACCAGCGUGGGGAAAUACAAGUAAAAGGCAGAAAUGCUAUCGGAACAAAAGACAAAAAAGUGGGAAUUAUUUAAAAGAAAAAGUACCUGCAUACUACCUGUGAUUUUUAUAUCAUAUUUGAUUUUUUUUUUCUUACGUGCAAUUCAUUGGAAAACAAACUAGGAUUGUGUUUUGUGACUUUUUUUUGUAAUUAAAACGCGUUUCGUAAUGACACUCUAGUACUGAUUUGUUACAGUCAAAAGUGUUAUAGUUGCCAGGAGACGGACUUCCUCAAAUUUACGAUGAUUCUUUAAUGUGAAAGGACUGGUACUUUCAAAUCAUCAGACCGACCUUAACCUAAUUUAGAGAUGGUCUGUUGAAAACGCGUUUUAAUUGUUUACGUUGUGCUCUUUAUACAAUUGCCUUGUUUACAAAGGAAAAGGCGUAAGGAGUGUGUUUGUGUGAAAGCGAGAAUGCGUGGCUGGGCGGAGGGUGGAAGGUGCGUUCCUCACGAAUCCCAAGGUCGUUGUUGAAAUGCCCCCUCCCCCAGUUGGCUUGUUUUGACUGACCUCCUCCUCCUCUCCAGGGGGCGGUUAGCAGUUCGUGAGCAGUGGCACAUUUUUUUAUGUGCAAAACACGAGAAGACCUCGUGUUCGUACUUUUUUUUUCUUUCUUUCCAAGAAGUGCCGCUCAAUGGGGCUGCUUUUCUUAGAAGUGUUUACCGGAUUGGACCGGGGUGCUACUAUUGCUGGACUCUCAGAUCGUACACGUGGACUCUCCGGUUUUCACGCGUCAUUGUCUCACGUUCGUACACUUCGCAACGGAGUAUGUGAAAAAUACUUGUCUCUUUUAUAACCUGAUUUUUUUUCAGGGUUUACUGUCUUAAAAAAUAAAGAAUGUGGUGGUUUUACAUUUUA
This is a messenger RNA of Polypterus senegalus (gray bichir), 1571 nucleotides long. RefSeq names its product glycogen synthase kinase binding protein. Gene Ontology annotation, cellular component: cytoplasm. NCBI's taxonomy places the organism in Eukaryota, Metazoa, Chordata, Cladistia, Polypteriformes, Polypteridae. The record is from RefSeq and is a predicted model, not a curated record. Bases 146 to 619 code for a protein of 157 amino acids. The transcript has a single exon.